Molecule: messenger RNA, 606 nt
Organism: Acanthosepion pharaonis
Lineage: Eukaryota; Metazoa; Mollusca; Cephalopoda; Sepiida; Sepiidae
Source: the annotation of a GenBank genome assembly
AUGGCGGGAAAUAAGAGGAAGAAUAUUGUCUUUCUUUUUUUCUUUUUCGUUCAAUUAAUUCUUGUUUAUUCUUUUUGUCUUUUUCUUCUUUUGUUUUAUCUGCUUUAUAUUUCCCCUCUUUAUUUUCUUUUCUCUUUUCUUCAUUUCUGGAUCUAUUCACUUCUUUUUCAUUAUUAUUUCUUUUUCUUAUUUCGUCGAAUUUUCCUUCUCUCUUUUAAAUUCUCUUAUUUAUCCUUUUUCUCUCAAUUGCUUCUCUUUUUGCUUUCCACAUACAUUUUCAAUUUUCACCAUUUUCUUUUCUCCCUUCUUUUACCUGUUUAUUUUCUAUUCCUUUCUUCAGCUUUUCUCUCCUUCUCACCUUUUGAUGAGUUCAGGUCUUCUAAUUCCUUCUUCCCCUUUUCUUUCUCUUCUUUUAGCACUUCAUGUACAACUCCUUUCGACGUCUUUCUCACCUCAUUCCUUUCUUCACCAUUUCCUUUUCUUUCCCUUCAUUUUCUUAUGCUUUCCUCGACACCUUUAUUUUUAUGUUUUUAUUUAAUAAUUCCCUACUUUUUCAUGGUUUCUUUUCCCUGCGAAAGUCCUCAACCUUCAUAUUACUUGGUUUAA